Molecule: messenger RNA, 513 nt
Organism: Puccinia graminis f. sp. tritici CRL 75-36-700-3
Lineage: Eukaryota; Fungi; Basidiomycota; Pucciniomycetes; Pucciniales; Pucciniaceae
Exons: 5
Coding region: 1-513 (170 amino acids)
Biological process (GO): protein targeting to ER
Cellular component (GO): endoplasmic reticulum; mitochondrion
Source: RefSeq, a predicted model, not a curated record
AUGCAAGUAGCACGAAAGAUUCCGUUUGGUGAUCCCCAAGUAUUAUUUGGAAUGCGGAUGGCAUAUGUUUCGAGUCAAGUGAUCUGUCUGUCUAUCUAUUAUUGGCUAUCUCACAAGAUCAAGACGAAAAAUGAUACGACAGUCUUAAAAUACGUGGAACCCAGUCCUCCUAUGACAAACGAGCCCGGCAAGCUGGUCACCACAACAAAUCGGGAUUACGACCUCGCUCAAUCCUCAUCCGGACUUCGUAGCGUACUCAUGGGUGUCCUGAUGAUGUGCUUCUUGCAUCUCUACAUGAAAUAUGAUGCCCCACUCUUCCUUCAAUCGAUCAUGCCACUCAAAACGGUUUAUGACAACAAACUCGUCCAGAUCCAUCUGUUCGGCCACCCCGCAACAGGAGACUAUAAGAGGCCGUUCCAAACGUCUGGAUUCAUGGGUGCUGCUACAAAUGCUAAGACGGAUGCCAAGAGUAUCAAAGAGGCUGAACAGGCCAGCGUCAAGAAAGAGCAGUAG